CUUCCCUCUUUGACGCCGCUUCUGGAGGGGUCCCAGAAUGCAGCUCCUCCAGCUUCAAGCCAGCCCGGGCUCAGUGAUGGGAAGGGCUGCCCUGCGCCAGGAGGAGGCUAGUUAAGAGGGGCUCCUCUUCUCCCGCCCUCCAGGGACCAAGCCCAGGCCUCUGGAAGCCCACCCUCAAGACGGUGAGGCAGCGGGUUCCCCAAGGCCUGGCAUGUGGAGGUCUCCUCUCGUUCUCCUAAAUUGUGGGCGAUCGAUGGCCCUGGCAGCCAGCAGCCCCUGAUCAUCUUCACAGUGAAUUUGCCCAGUUGCCCUUCAGGAGAGCUUCUGGGGGCAAGAGAUGCCAUGGCUUCUAUACAAAUGCCGCACACCUAUAGAAUUAGGGUCUUUGGCUCCUCUGAGCUGGUUUUCUUCAUCCAAAUUUCCAGCAGCCGGGCCAAAAUCAGAACAGGGCCGAAGACUUUUGGCCAAGAACUUGGGGUGCAGUAAGAUGAUUUGCUAAUGGGAAGAGAGAACUUUGCUUGGAGAAAAAGACCCUCAAGAGAGCCCCCUGAGUUUCAUAGCAGGCACACCAAAAAGAGUUGCCUUCCUGGGUGUCAAUUAGGCUGCAGAAUUGCACAAAAGUGUGAGGCAGGUGGGAACCAGGAGUGGAAUUUGUGCAACUGGACCCCAAGCUCAGAUUUUGGAGCUGAACGAGGGGCCUAAGGCACUUGUUCCUUCACACAUCUCUCCCUGCGAAGUUCCUGUUUUUGCAACUGGCUCCCUCUCUGGUCCACCCAGAAAAAGAGCUGAGAUCUCCAACACCCACCGGGGCUGAAGCUGGGCUACCCCAGGAAGGCCAAUGCCAGCCGAUGCUUUUUUUCUGAAACAUGGAGGAUCUCCUGUUGUAUUGCAUCCCCUCUCCAGGAUCGGCUCUGCCACCAGCCAGCUUGGCCCAGGGUUGACCGCGCUAGCCGCAGUAUUCUUCCUCUGUUGCCUUUCUGGGGACGCCCCACCAUGAAGCUGAACGAACGGAGCCUCUCUUUCUACGCCACCUGCGACUCUCCCGCCGACAAUGCCGGCUUCCUCCACAAGAAGGGUGAGCGCAACACGGCCUACCACCGGCGCUGGUUCGUGCUGAAGGGGAACAUGCUCUUCUACUUCGAGGACCGGGAGAGCCGGGAGCCGGUGGGCGUCAUCAUCCUGGAGGGCUGCACGGUGGAGCUAUGCGAAGCCACCGAGGAGUUUGCCUUCGCCAUCAAAUUCGACUGCCCCAAGUCCCGCACCUACGUGCUGGCGGCCGAGAGCCAGGUCGCCAUGGAGGCCUGGGUGAAGGCUCUGUCCCGGGCCAGCUUCGGCUACCUGCGCCUGGUGGUGAGAGAACUGGAGAAGCAGCUGGAGGAGAUGCAGAAGGCCUCCACUGGCUCCCACCAAGUCCAGAGGAGGCGGCUGCUUUAUCGGAAAAACAAAACGGCUCCCAAUUUGGAACUGGCCGCGCUAGGCUCAGCCCUGCCGCAGGAGAAACCGGCGCUUCCCAUUUGCAUCCCUGGGAAAGAAAACGGCUGCGCCUUGUGGAAUAACUCUGAAGCCUCCGCCAGCCUGUCGCCUGGAUGCAGCCAGACAAAUUCACGCAGCGGGACCAAGAGCUACGAGGGAGGGCUCAAGCCGCCGCCGUUGCCGCCUCGGAGACGGUCCCUUCCCAACAACUCCUGUGGGGCCGGUGGCCCCAGCUUUGACAGCCCCGUGUAUCCCAGCGCAAUGUGUUUUUCCAAACUCCACAGUUGGUACGGCCAGGAGAUUCUCGAGUUGCAAAGGGCAUGGCUGGAGGGUCACCAGGAGAGCAGCCUCUGAACCUCCUCAGGGCAGAGAGGCUCUUCCUGGAAAAACUUAACCAGGCUGAAACUCAGCCAAGCGUGAAAACCCACCACUGCUGUCUUCUUUGACUCAAGCGUAGCUGCUGGAAACUUUGUUUUCAGUCUGCCGAUAAUACACUCCAUUUCCUUCAUGCUGCAGCCUGGUUCGUGGAAAAAUCGUGGCUGGUGCCAGCUCAAAUCCUCCCACCGCCUCCAAUAAUCAUCCCCAGAUUUAGCUUUUGUUCCUUGUGGCCUUACCCCUUCCUCAGCAGGAAUAACUUUCUAGUUCCUAGAAAACCCCAACAUUAAAGGAUCCUGAUGAGAUUUGGAUUUGUUGGAAAUGAGAAGGGGCUUCCCCUGAAAACAUUCGCAGCCCCCAGCAGGCAAACUAAGGGAAGUGAGCUGAGAGCCUCUUUCCAUCAUGGGGUACACAGAGGGUUGUUUCAAUUAAGCCUUUUUUCCCUGCUAACCGAUCAAGUUGCCUGGUGACUUCUGGCCACUGACAAACCCUUGACAAUCCAUAGUUGGGCACACCGGAGCAUGCGAUGAUGGGGUGAGAGAAAAACCACAUUUCCUGCUGUUCGUGGCAGGAUCCAAAUCUUCAUAAGGCAAUUGAUUCGGCUUGGCCAAGCGCCCAGGUUUUGAAGGGAAAUGAGACAGCUGCGAGGCCCCGCCUGUUUCUUAACUUAGGGCAGGAUGAAUUUGGAGAAAGCCAAAGUCAUUGUUUGGGGCUGUCAAGUGGAAUUGAGCUAAGUGUGGCUUUGCGCAUCUUGAAAAUCCCAUUGUACAAAUCAGAUGCCCAACCUCGUUAUGAAGGAAGGAAGGAAGGAAGGAAGGAA
Molecule: messenger RNA, 2668 nt
Organism: Python bivittatus (Burmese python)
Lineage: Eukaryota; Metazoa; Chordata; Lepidosauria; Squamata; Pythonidae
Gene: PHETA1
Product: PH domain containing endocytic trafficking adaptor 1
Biological process (GO): retrograde transport, endosome to Golgi; receptor recycling; endosome organization
Cellular component (GO): recycling endosome; trans-Golgi network; early endosome
Source: RefSeq, a predicted model, not a curated record